Molecule: messenger RNA, 428 nt
Organism: Pezoporus occidentalis (night parrot)
Lineage: Eukaryota; Metazoa; Chordata; Aves; Psittaciformes; Psittacidae
Gene: SELENOK
Product: selenoprotein K
Exons: 4
Biological process (GO): calcium ion transport; endoplasmic reticulum calcium ion homeostasis
Cellular component (GO): endoplasmic reticulum membrane; Golgi apparatus
Source: RefSeq, a predicted model, not a curated record
ACCGCCCCGCCUCUUUCCCCUCAGCCCCGCCCGGCGGAAGCGAGGCUCCGGCCCGCGGCAAGUCUGGGCAUGCGUCUCCCUCCCGCGCAGGCGUAGGGCGGCCGCGGAGAGGUGACGCGGCAGCGCGGGGGGCCGCAGCCAUGGUGUACAUCUCUAACGGACAAGUUUUAGACAACCGGAGCCGGGCUCCUUGGCGAUUGUCAUCUAUAACAGAUUUCUUCUGGUCUAUAGCAGAUUUUGUGGUUCUGUUUUUCCAGAGCAUUAUUCAUCCAGAUUUGAGAAGACGAGGCUACACAUCAUCCUCCUAUUCAGGAAACAAUGAUGGCAGAGGGCCCCCAGCACUUCCUCGCCGUAGGAUGGGUCAGAUAAAUCACUGGGCUGGAGGCCCCAGUCCACCACCAAUGGCUGGAGGUGGAUGAGGAAGGUAA